Molecule: messenger RNA, 642 nt
Organism: Colletotrichum higginsianum IMI 349063
Lineage: Eukaryota; Fungi; Ascomycota; Sordariomycetes; Glomerellales; Glomerellaceae
Product: Protein tyrosine phosphatase-like protein
Exons: 4
Coding region: 1-642 (213 amino acids)
Biological process (GO): fatty acid elongation; sphingolipid biosynthetic process; very long-chain fatty acid biosynthetic process
Cellular component (GO): endoplasmic reticulum membrane
Molecular function (GO): 3-hydroxyacyl-CoA dehydratase activity
Source: RefSeq, a predicted model, not a curated record
AUGGCGGAGAAGCACCAAACCAAUGCCGCCGGCGCCAGGACCGUCUACUUGACGAUUUACAACGCCCUCUUUGCCUCCCUCUGGGCCUCCAUCCUCUACACCGUCGUCACCACCGCCGCUUCGGGCGGCAAGCUCGCCGUUUACGACGCCGCCGAGGCCCGCGCACGAUGGGUGCAGACCCUUACUCUCAUUGAGGUUGUGCACUCCGCCGUCGGACUCGUCCGGUCCCCCGUCAGCACCACCGCCAUCCAGGUUGUUGCCCGCACCAUCAUCGUCUGGAUGGUCUGCUACAGCUUCCCCGAGUCCACCGCCCCGUCCGCCGCCUACGUCGCGCUGCUGCUGUCCUGGGCCGUCGCCGACACCGUCCGCUACGCCUACCUGGCUCUGAACCUCCAUGGUAAGGCUUCGGACGCCCUCGUCUGGCUGCGCUACACCAUGUUCUACCCCCUUUAUCCCAUCGGCAUCUCCUCCGAGUUCUGGCUGCUGUACCUCGCCAUCGAGCCUGCCAGCCGCGUGAGCGCCGUGCUGCCCCCCAUCUUCUACUUUUGCCUGUGCCUUUACGUACCGGGAUCGUACACCAUGUACACCUACAUGAUCAAGCAGCGCAAGAAGACGCUGUCGAGGUCGAGCAAGUCGCAGUAG